Messenger RNA from Aureobasidium namibiae CBS 147.97, 1971 nucleotides. RefSeq names its product glutaminyl-tRNA synthetase. The record is from RefSeq and is a predicted model, not a curated record. The transcript is spliced from 2 exons. Gene Ontology annotation, molecular function: ATP binding; glutamine-tRNA ligase activity. Gene Ontology annotation, biological process: translation; glutaminyl-tRNA aminoacylation. NCBI's taxonomy places the organism in Eukaryota, Fungi, Ascomycota, Dothideomycetes, Dothideales, Saccotheciaceae. Gene Ontology annotation, cellular component: cytoplasm; cytosol. Bases 1 to 1971 code for a protein of 656 amino acids.
AUGGCCGAGCCAGCCCCCGAGGAAAAGAAGAUCUCCAAGCGCCAGGCCGAGAAGGACGCCAAAAAGGCCGCUGCAAAGGCGGCAAAGCAAAAGCACAAGGAAGCCGCUCCUGCCAAACAGCCCGCCGCAAGCACUCCCGCCGCGCCUGCCGACCCCAACGCCAACUUCAAGCAAGGCUGGCUGAAGGGUGUUUACAACGAGAAGCCCGUCCAGCAUGUCCAGACCCGCUUCCCUCCCGAGCCCAAUGGUUACCUCCACAUCGGUCACGCAAAGGCCAUCACCGUCAACUUCGGUUUCGCCAGAGCCUAUGGCGGCAAGUGCAACCUGCGUUUCGAUGACACCAACCCUGCCAAGGAGGAGGAGCGCUACUUCACCAGCAUCAAGGACAUGGUCAGCUGGCUUGGUUUUGAGCCCGCCAACAUUACCUACAGCAGCGAUAACUUCGACGAGCUGUACCGUCUGGCCGAGGAGCUGAUCAACCGCAACAAGGCCUACGUCUGUCACUGUACUGCCGAGGAGCUUCAGAAGGGAAGAGGAGGCUCUGAUCAUGGCCCACGUUCCGUCUGUAGCCACUGGAGCAGGCCUGUCGCCGAGUCUCUGCAAGAGUUCCGCGCCAUGAGAGACGGAAAGUACAAGGCUGGUCAGGCUCUCCUGCGCAUGAAGCAGUAUCUUGGUACCAAGCCUGAAGAAUACGCCAUCACCGAUGAGGACUCGCCCGAGACCAAGAAGGAGAAGGCCAAGCUGAAGACUCUGGCUGAGAACCCCUCCAUGUGGGAUGUCGCCGCCUACAGAGUCAAGGAACAAAACUACCACCACCGCACCGGCUACAAGUGGAGAAUCUAUCCUACUUACGAAUUCACCCACUGUCUGUGCGAUAGCUUCGAGGCUAUCACCCACUCCUUGUGCACCGUCGAAUUCGAGACUCUCCGUCCUGCUUACAACUGGCUCCUCGAGGCACUUGACCACAAACUCCCCGCUUCCGAAGAAAAGGGCCCUAUGCAGCGCGAGUACGGCAGACUCAACGUCGAGGGUACCAUCCUUUCCAAGCGCAGAAUUCAGAUGCUGCCUGUCGCAGGUGCUCAGACCAUUCCUCCAGUCGUCCGUGGCUGGGAUGACCCCCGUCUCUUCACUCUUGUCGCUCUCCGUCGUCGCGGUGUUCCUCCUGGCGCCUUGAAGAAGUUCGUCCUGGACCUUGGUGUCACAAAGGCCAAUGCCGACACAAAGAUGCACAUGCUGGACGCUUCCAUCCGCACUUACCUCGAGCGUACCGUCCCGCGUCUGAUCGUUGUCCUCGACCCCAUCAAGGUCGUUAUUGAUAACCUUCCCGAAGACUACCUAGAGGAGCGUGAGGUACCUUUCGAUCCUAAGGACAAAGAGAAGGGCAUGCACAGGCUUCCUUUCACCAAGACUAUCUACAUUGACCGCGAUGACUUCCGCGAGGUCGAUGAUCCAGACUUCUACCGUCUCGCCCCUGGCAAGUCUGUCGGUCUGCUAUACGUUGAGCACCCUCUGCGCUGCACAUCGUUCAAAAAGGGCGAGGAUGGCAAGGUCAACGAGAUCCGUGCCGAGUAUGGCGCCGAGGUGCCUGCUGGCAAGGCCCGCAUCCACUGGAUCGGUGAAUCGGCAGCCCACAAGUCGCCAAUCAAGGCCGAGGCUCGCAUCUUCAACUCCCUCUUCAAAAACCCUCGUCCCAACGAGCUUGACUGGAAGAAGGGUGGCUACUAUGACAACGUCAACCCCGACAGCGAGAUUGUGCACAAGAACGCCAUGAUCGAGGCUGGCUUCUUCGACAUUCAGCAGCGUGCACCAUGGCCCAAGGAGGAGGGUGAGGCCAAGGGCAACACUGGUCCCGAAGCUGUACGUUUCCAGGGCUUGCGUACCGCCUAUUUCUGUGUCGACAAGGACAGCUCGUCCGACAAGAUCGUUCUGAACCGCAUUGUCAGCUUGAAGGAGGAUACCAGCAAAAAGUAG